AUGAGUGUAAUAACUGUAAUAAAUAAUCACGAAUUUUUUUUAUCUAUUGUUAAUAACCCGUCAAAUCCCUUGCAACCAGACUUUUUGUGUUCAGUGGAAGAAAAAUUUAGUGAUGUACAAAACACACCUUCAAAAGCAAUCAACUUAUUAUAUUGGGAAUUGUUUGGAGGCCAAACUGAGCAUUCGGGUUUAGCAGUAUUUGGGUUUUAUAAUAAAGAGAUUAUAUUAGAAAUACCUACUGAUAUUUCAUUUUUUCCAUUAUUCAUAAAAGUUGACAAGUUUUCUAUAGUAGUUUCAAAAAUUGGAUAUUCUUCGCGCGAAGAUCUUCUAUACGCUGGUCCUGGUUACACAUCAUCUUUAUUAACAUGCCGUGGUUCAGAGACUUACCUUAUUUUACAACAAGUUUUAGACAACUAUUGUAGUUUGCGGGUUUAUAAAGGUAGAAAUGAAGUAUACCAAUAUGUUGGUGAAAUACCAAUUAUCGUUUGGAAGAAGUAUGGAAUGCACCAAAAUAGGGAUCAUCUUGCACUUUUUGGGUUAAAAGAUCCAAAAGUUCAGUCAUUGUUGACAAAUAAAAAAGAAGAUAUAACAUGCGAGGAUAUAGUCGAGGCAGCGAAAGGGCUUUCUGGAACAUCGUUAGCCGAAAUUAAAAUAAAUCGUGAUGAUAGAAAAUUUAAUGCAUCUCUUAUUCAUCCAAAACCCAUAGUUUCAGCACACACGGAACCCAUAUCUGAUUGGACUAUGCCAAUCCCAACAAUAAAAGUUCCUUCGAAUAAUGUAAUAAGUGAAGAUAUUGAAAUGGAAGACGUUAUAAAUUUCAAUGAUGAGGAGGAUUAUUCUGAGAUAGAUAUUGAAGAAAACGAUGCUGGUGAACAAGAUGCAUUUAUUCAUUUUUAA
This is a messenger RNA of Scutellospora calospora, 897 nucleotides long. The record is from the annotation of a GenBank genome assembly. NCBI's taxonomy places the organism in Eukaryota, Fungi, Glomeromycota, Glomeromycetes, Diversisporales, Gigasporaceae.